Messenger RNA from Liolophura sinensis, 1444 nucleotides. Its product is annotated as bcl-2-like protein 2. Gene Ontology annotation, molecular function: BH domain binding. The transcript is spliced from 2 exons. The record is from RefSeq and is a predicted model, not a curated record. The coding region runs from base 142 to 855 and encodes 237 amino acids. NCBI's taxonomy places the organism in Eukaryota, Metazoa, Mollusca, Polyplacophora, Chitonida, Chitonidae. Gene Ontology annotation, cellular component: mitochondrial outer membrane. Gene Ontology annotation, biological process: intrinsic apoptotic signaling pathway in response to DNA damage; extrinsic apoptotic signaling pathway in absence of ligand; release of cytochrome c from mitochondria.
AACUGCUACGAAACGACGAACAUUUCGCGUCCGCCAUGAUUGUCACUGGUUAAAGCUGGGAGAAAACCUUUCUCUACAAAAUAUCAGGGUUUCGAUGUAGAUUUAUGUCUUCUUCUUGAAGUUGCUUAACCCACUGGACUGAUGAUUCCCGGAGAAAAAGAAAUGAAGUCGUCUUCAUCUGCCCAGGGGCGUCCACUGACGACAACGAUGAAUUUUCCUAAAGACAAUCUUUUCACAGACAUUCACAAACGGCUCCGUCUCCUUCCUGGUUUACAAGGCUUGAACAGCGUGUCACAGUUGGAACAGUCUACUCAAACACCCGGCUCUGCCUCACCCUUGGAUCAAGUCCGCAGGGACGCAGAAAUAAUUGCUACAGAUGUUGUUCAUAGCUUUGGCCGAGAAGAUGAGAGAAAACCCCCAAACCGAUAUUGUAAGACAAUGAGAAGGACUGUGCGGGAGCUCUCUGACAGGCAUGACGUCACAUUCAAAGGGAUGGUAACCAAACUCAACAUCAGUCAAGAAAACGCCUUCCCCACUUUUGUCAAUGUGGCUGAUGAAAUUUUCAUGGAUGGUAAAAUCAACUGGGGCAGAAUAGUGGCUGUCUUCACGUUUGCAGCUCGUCUCAGUCAGUAUUGCAGAGAAAACCAGAUGUCAGACUAUGCCGACAAAAUCGCUCUGUUUGCUGGAAAAUAUGUUGGCAACAAAUUGGGUCAUUGGAUAAAUGAUAAUGGUGGCUGGGAGGCCUUUGCAAACUAUUUUCCUGAGCAGGGAGUUCAGGAUGAGAAAUUUUGGAAGGGUCUUGUGUAUACAGCAGUCGGACUUGGAGCUCUGGCCACUGUCGUCGCUGCAAGAUAAUUACGGACCAACAGAUUCAUAAUCCAUUAACUGGAUUAAUAUCUCUGAAAUUUAAACAAGGCUAUUUGCUUCACAGUUACAGAUUUUCUUUACUCCACAGCUGAUUGUGUUAUGUAAAUAAUUUCUUGGUAUUGAACAGUGUUCUAAAGUGGACAGCCUGCCUUUCUAUUUUGUAUACUUUUUGGUACGUGAACUUGUACAUAGCAAAAGGGAUGGAUGCAAUAAAUAAUGAUUAAAAAGCUAGUUCUCAUGAAUGAGUGUGUGAUAAAAAAAUACUGAUUAGUUCAGCAGUGAUAAAAAGGAUACCUCAUGUUUUAACUAUAGUAUGACACUAUCAGCUGUAUGGACUAAUUUUUUUUUUGUACUUUGUGAAAGUCAUGGCUUGUAUUCUGUUUGUGUUUAUUCAUCUGAACAAUUUAUGAUAUCUUCAUUUCAGGCUUAUAGGUAUAAAAUAGUUUUGACAAUCAAUUGUCCUCUGACCUCCAUUGCAACAUGCUGAGCACAUGCACAGGGUUGCCAUUGUUUAAUUUGAAUCUGUAACAAGCCUGUAUUACUGGCUAUGAAAAUAAAAAUCCUUUGUUUAUCCAGC